Messenger RNA from Danaus chrysippus (African queen), 696 nucleotides. The record is from the annotation of a GenBank genome assembly. Lineage: Eukaryota; Metazoa; Arthropoda; Insecta; Lepidoptera; Nymphalidae.
AUGAGAAAUUCGAUUUUCUUCACUGUACUGGCAUUGGUAGCAGUCGUCAGCGCUAGGAAUGUCCGUCAGAAGCGAGAAGCUGGUUGGGAACAUGGUGGUGGAGCUGAACAUCAUGGAGAACAUAAUGAACGAUACGGCGAUGUAGGUGAAAAGGGGUACAAGGGCUACCACGGCCAUGAAGAAGGCAAGAAGGGACAUUCCCUACAUGAAGGAUUUAAGGGCCACUUUGACGAAAGCGGUGGACACAAAAAGGGACAUCAUCACGACGACGGAUACUUUAAUGAGCACAGUUCAGGAGAAAAAGGUGAGAAGGUACAGAGUUUCGAGGAAAGCGGACACUUUGAAAAAGGGCACUCGAUUAAAGGCCAUCAUGGAAUUCACAAGUUAGAUGAAUUCAAAAAGGAUAAACAUUUCCAUGACAAGCAUGGCGAUUCUGGGUUCGAAGAAAGUUAUGGCGGUCAUCAUGAUGAAGGUGGCUAUAAAAAGGGUGGAGAAUUCCAUAAAGGUCAUAAGGAAGGUGAAUUUUAUGAAAACGACCAUGGUGAAAAGGGACAUUUCGAAAAGGGAGACCAUCACGACGACCAAAAGGGCUAUCAUGAUGAAGGGGCCAAUGACGAAUACUGGGCACAUGAUGAAGGCCACGGAAGUAAAGGUGGUCAUGAAGAACACAAAGACUGGGGCUUUAAAGGCUACUGA